Messenger RNA from Cladophialophora immunda, 1790 nucleotides. RefSeq lists its product as uncharacterized. NCBI's taxonomy places the organism in Eukaryota, Fungi, Ascomycota, Eurotiomycetes, Chaetothyriales, Herpotrichiellaceae. The record is from RefSeq and is a predicted model, not a curated record. Bases 647 to 1642 code for a protein of 331 amino acids. The transcript has 2 exons. Gene Ontology annotation, molecular function: dioxygenase activity.
AGACACUAUUCCAACGAUCCCAGCCACUACCCCGGGUAUGUCUAUCGGCACAUUUACAAUACAACGAUCGACGUGCAUGGGUCCCACGAGGCUAAUUCCUUCCGGUUCCCUUUAUCCAUCGAACAUAGAGUCUCAUAAGGAAGAUCCCCAAUCGCCACAUUGCUCCUUUGGCCGAAGCCAUGGGCGCGAUCGGUUAACAAUCAAGUACGCCACGUUUCGCAGCUUCACAUCGAACACCACUACCGAUAUGCACUGCUAUGCAGGAUAAUGCGACUUCCGAUCCUCUCAUAUCAGUCGAGACUACUGGGGAGGAGUAUCAACAAUGCUGGCGUGGCGACAGAUCGGCCAAAUACUCGGAAGAAGUCGUUCUAGGCUCACGCGCGGAUGGACGUCUCCGCUCUUUUCCCCUCGGGCUAAGUAUUAGUAUUGGUGUCAAAGCAGCUAAAUACUGCAGGCGGUAGGUGCAAAAACAUAUGCUGAGCCCCGUUUAGCCCAAUAUCGAUGUCGACGCUGACAUCUGGUCCAAGACCAUCAUCAAUAUUACGAGACAAGGUGACUGCCACCGGCUGAGGACCGGGACGAGACAAGAUUUCCAUUGCCACAUUGUUUGAUGAAAGAGAGACACAGACCUUGAAAAAGAGCUACCAUGGCCAUUCAGCCCGAAGAACUCGCCAUCCCCAUCAUCGAUCUCGAGCCCAUUCGCUCGGGGACUCCUGACGAGGCUCGCGAGACGGGAAAACUGGUCUACCAGGCGUUUCGAGACGUGGGCUUUGCGUACAUCAAGAACCACGGACUGCCCCAGGAACUCUUGGAUCAGGCGUUUGACUGGAGCUCCAAAUUCUUCGCGCUCCCACAGGCGGACAAGGACAAGGCGCCUCAUCCCCCCUACGGGUGGUGGCACCGGGGAUACUCUGGGAUCGGGCGGGAGAAGGUGGUGCAGAUGGUGUUUGACCAGGCCUCGAUCGACCAGCUACGCAAGUGCCCGGACUUCAAGGAGUCGUUCGAGCUGGGCCGCGAGGACGACGAGCGCACCCCGAACAUCUGGUUCCCCGAGGAGGUUCUCCCCGGCUUCCGCCAGUUCAUGACAACCUUCUUCGACACGUGCUACGGCACGGCGCUGAGCCUGCUGCGCGCCAUCGCGCUGGGGAUGGACCUGCCCGAGGACUUCUUCCGCGAGUACCACACCAAGAAGGACAACCAGCUGCGGCUGCUGCACUACCCGCCCGUCGAGGCGGAGCUGCUGCGCGGCGGGGCCAUGGAGCGCAUCGCCGCGCACUCGGACUUUGGCACCAUGACGCUCCUGUUCCAGGACGCGGUCGGCGGGCUCGAGGUCGAGGACGUCCACGUCAAGGGCCAGUUCAACCCGGCGCCCUACGUGCCCGGCACCGUCGUCGUCAACAUCGGCGACUUCCUCCAGCGCUGGAGCAACGACACCCUCAAGUCCACCCUGCACCGCGUCCGCGCGCCCCCCAUGGCCCACGGCAUGACCCGCGCCCGCUACUCGAUCCCCUACUUCGUCACCGCCGACCGCGACCGGACCAUCGACUGCAUCCCCGGCUGCUACAGCGCCGAGAAGCCCAAGAAGUACGACCCCAUCAACGCGAGGGAGUAUAUCGAGAUGAGGUUGAACGCGACGUAUUAGUUGAGAUCAACAGAUUGAGCAUAGCCAAAGUCUGACAUCUCCUCGAUAGCAUGGAGACGGAGAGGUAUUAAAAUAUAGCCAUGUCGAAGAGAAAUACCCUUGCAAAUUUACAAUGAUAUAGCUUUUGUUUUUUACGUGUUAAGAGAGA